Messenger RNA from Penicillium diatomitis, 1122 nucleotides. Its product is annotated as Gfo/Idh/MocA family protein. The record is from RefSeq and is a predicted model, not a curated record. Gene Ontology annotation, molecular function: nucleotide binding; oxidoreductase activity. The transcript has 3 exons. Gene Ontology annotation, cellular component: cytoplasm. NCBI's taxonomy places the organism in Eukaryota, Fungi, Ascomycota, Eurotiomycetes, Eurotiales, Aspergillaceae. Gene Ontology annotation, biological process: NADPH regeneration. The coding region runs from base 1 to 1122 and encodes 373 amino acids.
AUGGCGGCUUCCCGAAGACUUCGGCUCGGCAUCAUCGGGGCUGGUGAAGUUUUCCAAGUCUGCCACGGGCCAUGUCUGAUGCUCAUGCCUCACCUUUUUCAAGUUGAAUCGAUCUGCGACUUAUCACCAAGUACCGUCGAGCAGUGCGCAGCCAAGUUCAACAUCCCUCACCAAACAACUACCCCUCAGGAGGUGAUUGAUCAUCCCAAUGUUGAGGCUGUCUUUGUUCUCACCUCUGAUGAGAGUCAUGCGCCGUUGGUGAUCGCCGCUCUCAACGCCGGGAAGAGCGUCUUCGUUGAGAAGCCCGUCUCGCUCUCUAUAGCCUCUGUGCAGUCGAUCAUCGAAGCAGAGCAGAAUGCACCAUCUGGUGCCCGAGUCUUUGUCGGUUACAUGCGCCGAUACGCGCCGAGCUUCCUGCAGGCUUUCAAGCGAGAGAUUGCCUCGAUUCCCAAGAUUCUGUACGCGCGCGUGCGUGAUUUCAGUGGUCCGAAUGCACAAUUCGUUGGUCAGAGUGGUACCUUCCCGGUGAAGAACUCUGAUUACCCAGUCACGGCAACGGAAGAGCGUGACUUGCGCCUGGAAAGCCUCUUCAGGGAAGCCUUUCCAGGCCAGGAGAUUACCGAUGAGAAGCGUAAAUUCUGCCGUUUCCUCGGCAGUCUGGGCUCACAUGAUAUCUCACUUAUGCGUGAAGCUCUUGGCUCCCCCGAGAAAGUCCUCGGAGUGUCCGCGAAUGAUCCCUUCUACAGCGCGAUCCUAAAGAUGCGCAACAAAGACGGCUCAACAUACUCGACCACCUACGAGAGUGGCAUUGACGGUGUACCCGUGUUUGAUGCGCACAUUGCUGUUUAUGGUGCCUCCAAGCGUGUAACAAUCAAGUACGACAGUCCUUAUGUCAAAGGACUGCCCAUUCAUGUGGAGGUCGAAGAGCCCAAUGAGCACGGUGAGAUUCAGAAGCGAACUAUCAUGUCAUCAUACGAAGAUGCCUAUACCGCCGAGCUCCAAGAGAUGUAUAAAUCCUUUGUCGAUGGCCGCGACAUCAAGACUUCAGUCCAGGACGCUAGGAAAGACCUGGAGAUUUACGAUCUCAUGUAUCAAGCAUGGCUAGCGAACGAGUCAUGUUGA